Molecule: messenger RNA, 3230 nt
Organism: Haliotis rubra (blacklip abalone)
Lineage: Eukaryota; Metazoa; Mollusca; Gastropoda; Lepetellida; Haliotidae
Product: UDP-N-acetylglucosamine/UDP-glucose/GDP-mannose transporter-like
Exons: 13
Coding region: 25-1125 (366 amino acids)
Cellular component (GO): Golgi apparatus
Molecular function (GO): GDP-fucose transmembrane transporter activity; antiporter activity
Source: RefSeq, a predicted model, not a curated record
UGGGCUCCGUCUCUGGAGCUAUUUAUGUCACGGAUUUCUAGAAUGUGGUCCUUUGGAUACAUAUCUUGUUUGAAAAUGAUCCAUACUCGACAACUCAUGAGAGAUCAUAGCGGGACGGAAGUAGGUGAAGGGGGAGCAGACCAAGCUGAAGGCAAAAUGGGAGAUUCGGCGUCUCUGUUACAGCGACUGUUUUCUGCUGUUUUCUACGGAGUCGCUUCCUUUCUCAUCAUCGUUGUAAACAAGAUAAUCCUGACAACGUUCAGAUUCCCUUCAUUCCAGGCACUAGCUAUUGGACAGAUGAUGACUGGGAUUGUCGUGUUGUUCAUUUCAAAGAGGCUGGGGCUGAUUCAUUAUCCAGGCCUAUCAAAAGAUACUGCGUUAAAGGUGUGGCCGCUGCCUCUCAUCUAUGUGCUGAAUCUCCUCACAGGACUUGGGGGUACACAGCGGUUAAAUUUACCCAUGUUCACAGUACUAAGAAGAUUUUCCAUAUUAUUCACAAUGAUUGGAGAAUAUCUGAUGUUAGGAUACAAGGUUGCAUUGACAACGAAAUUGACAGUGUUGCUGAUGAUACUUGGAGCUGUUAUAGCAGGAAGCACUGACCUGGCCUUUGACCUGACAGGCUAUGUGAUGAUUCUACUCAAUGAUGUCUUUACAGCUUCCUAUAAUAUAUAUGUGAAGAAAAAGCUGGAUUCAAAGGAACUGGGUAAAUAUGGAGUGCUCUUCUACAACUCGCUCUUCAUGAUUUUACCUGCAUUGUUGUUAGCUCAGUAUAAUGGAGAAAUUGAGAAGAUCAUAUUGUUCGAGGAGUGGGCAAACCCUGUGUUUCUUGGCCAGUUCCUUCUAUCUUGCUUCAUGGGUUUUGUCCUCAACUAUUCCAUCAUACUGUGUACUGCAUACAACUCAGCUCUCACUACCACAGUUGUUGGUGUUUUAAAGAAUACAACAGUGACAUAUGUUGGCAUGUUUAUUGGAGGAGAUUACAUAUUUAGCUUAUCAAAUUUUGCUGGAAUGAAUAUUAGUAUAAUGGGCAGUUUGCUGUACUCGUAUGUGACCUUUGGACAGAAGCCUCCCAAACCCAGCAAUCAGAACACAACUGACCAGAAGCCACAAAUUCAACAUGUUUGAUAUAGGGCUAAGACACCACAAUCUCAGCAAAUAGUUCUAUCCAGAGGAGACUCAGUUUGAUAUACACAGUACUGUAGGGCAGCGAGUAUGCUUCUGUGUGUUUGUUGAAAUCCAUCGAAAUAUCCAUCUCACCAUUGUAAGUAUCAUGAUGAUUAUUAAUGGCAAAAAAAGACAAACGAUGUGGGUCCUGUUCAUGACAUCCAUGUCCGGCUGACUCGGAAGCAGAGACUUGCAACUGUGGUGUGUCAAGGGAAUUUUGGUUUGCUUUUCUGGGCCAUUUAUAUAAGUAUUAAGGCUGUUACAGUUCACUUGCAUAUUUAAUGAAUCGUAACCAUAUACCAUAUCAUGAAUUCAAUUCAUUAUUUAUGACCACUUGAAUCGAAGAUUCAUGAAUUUUUUUAAAAGAGUUUUUUUACAUUAGUUUUGGUGUUAUGUAUUAAAACAAUUUAAAACAAAAUUUUCAAAAUGGAAUAUAUGCAUGCAGUGUGGUUAGUUUGACAGUAAUGUGAUCAGGUCAUUGCUGUGAUGAACUAACACUGUCAGCAUGGUAAAAACAUUUGAAAUCAAUAUUUUGUUAUUAUUUCACAGAAUACACUGACUGAAAUGUCAACUGCUGAACUGUUAUCAUAUUCAUUAUCCAAUAUUCGUGAUAUUUAUUGUCUUCGCCUCAUGGUGGAUUCGUACCAUCCCUAAACCAUACACUCACAGACAAAUGUAACUGUGAUAAAUUGAAUUUAAUGAAGAAUGAAAACUAGUAAUAAUUAUGACAAUAUGUAUGUCCAAAAUGAUGGCUUAUUCUUCUUACUAUACACCAUAACUAACAGUAUUGGAGUUGCAGGAGAACGUCAUGGGAUUAUACAUAGUAUGGGAGUUGUACUCAUAUUAGUAGUUGUCACUGAUAAUUGGUACAGUAUGGGAGUUGCAAUCAUUUUAGCACUAAGAUUAAGAAUGUUAUAGCUUGAUUAUAUAGCAUAAGAGGUGCACUCAUCUUAGGAGUAAUAAUGUCGUGGGACUAUUACACAGUAUGGGAGUCGUACUCAUAUUAUCGUGAACUGUCAUUCAUUGUUUGUACAUUAUGGAGGUUACAAUCAUCUUAGUACUUAGACAUUUGUGGGUCUGUUAUAUAGUAUUGGAGUUUCAGCCAUCUAAGCAGUAAGAAUGUCAUCAGAUUAUUACACAGUAUGGGAGUCGUGCUAAUAUUAGCGUGAGCUGUCAUUGAUUGUUUAUACAUUAUAGAGGUUACAAUCAUCUUAGUACUAAGACAUUUGUGGUUCUAUUAUAUAGUAUUGGAGUUUCAGCCAUCUUAGCAGUAAUAAUGUCAUCAGAUUAUUACACAGUAUGGGAGUCGUCAUCAUAUUAGCAUGAGCUGUCAUUGAUUGUAUAUUAUGGAGGUUACAAUCAUCUUAGUACUAAGACAUUUGUGGGUCUAUUAUAUAGUAUUGGAGUUUCAGCCAUCUUAGCGGUAAGAAUGUCAUCAGAUUAUUACACAGUAUGGGAGUCGUACUCAUAUUAUCGUGAACUGUCAUUCAUUGUUUGUACAUUAUGGAGGUUACUAUCAUCUUAGUACUAAGACAUUUGUGGGUCUAUUAUAUAGUAUUGGAGUUUCAGCCAUCUUAGCGGUAAGAAUGUCAUCAGAUUAUUACACAGUAUGGGAGUCGUACUCAUAUUAGCGCGAACUGUCAAUGGUCUGUUGUGUUUCAAUCAAAAAGACUGCCGUGGGUCUGUUAUACAGCACUGGAGCUACGAUUAUCUUAAGACUGAGAUUACCUUGUAGAACAGGUCCCAAUACACUUUUAAGAGGAGUUGUUUCUAAAAGGUCAUUCUAUUGUAAUAACCUAAUCAUCACUUUUGUUAUGGUUGUACUUGUUGUGAAGAGGAGUUACAACGUUGCACAUCCCAGAGAAACGUACAAAAUGAAUACCCUUUUGUGAUCUUAGAGUUUUGUAAUGUAUUGUAGGUUAUAUUAAUAAUAAUAAGAGUAUUUGUAUAGCACUGACUUCCACCACACAUUUGCAAUGCUCAAAGCGCUGACAAGUCACAGUUCAUUAUUACUCCAGAUAACCCAAGCUGCCUGUGAAGGCUAGAAGGUUAUAGUCACAUGACUU